This is a messenger RNA of Kluyveromyces lactis, 525 nucleotides long. RefSeq names its product F1F0 ATP synthase subunit d (gene ATP7). Gene Ontology annotation, molecular function: proton transmembrane transporter activity. Gene Ontology annotation, biological process: proton motive force-driven ATP synthesis. Lineage: Eukaryota; Fungi; Ascomycota; Saccharomycetes; Saccharomycetales; Saccharomycetaceae. The record is from RefSeq and is a predicted model, not a curated record. The transcript has a single exon. The coding region runs from base 1 to 525 and encodes 174 amino acids.
AUGUCUCUAGCUAAAUCCGCCGCUAACAAAUUAGACUGGGCUAAGGUCAUUUCUUCUUUGAAAUUGACUGGUAAGACUGCCACCCAAUUGUCCUCUUUCAAGAAGAGAAACGAUGAAGCCCGUAGACAGUUAUUGGAAUUGCAAAGUCAACCUACGUCUGUUGAUUUCUCCCAUUACAGAUCUGUCUUGAAGAACACCGAAGUCGUCGAUAAGAUUGAACAAUUCUACAAAUCUUACAAGCCAGUCUCCGUUGAUGUCUCCAAGCAACUGUCUACCAUUGAAGCCUUUGAAUCUCAAGCCAUUGAAAAUGCUGCUGAGACUGAAAAGUUGGUCGCUCAAGAAUUGAAGGACUUGAAGGAAACUUUGAACAACAUCGAAUCCGCUAGACCAUUCGACCAAUUGACUGUGGACGAAUUGACCAAGGCUAGACCUGAAAUCGAUGCCAAGGUGGAAGAGAUGGUUAAGAAGGGUAGAUGGGACGUUCCAGGUUACAAGGAGAAGUUCGGUGAUUUGACUAUUAUGUGA